This is a messenger RNA of Talaromyces atroroseus, 651 nucleotides long. RefSeq lists its product as hypothetical. The transcript has a single exon. Bases 1 to 651 code for a protein of 216 amino acids. The record is from RefSeq and is a predicted model, not a curated record. Lineage: Eukaryota; Fungi; Ascomycota; Eurotiomycetes; Eurotiales; Trichocomaceae.
AUGUCUCCUCCUGCGCAGGACAAGCCAAAAUCGACUCAUCCAGCACCCCCAAAGCUGGCGCACAUUGUGUUACGCACGAACCCGGACAACUUCGGCACCAUGGUCAAGUUCUACUUGCAAGCACUAAAUGGCAGCGUCCGGUAUGAAGACCCUGGAAAGAUAGCUUUCUUGUCCUACGACGACGAGCAUCACCGCAUUGCCAUCGCCGCCAUUCCAGGAGCCAGCCCGCCCACCGCAGAUGGGCCACCGCGGACGGGCUUGGACCAUGUUGCUUUUGCGUUUGCCAACCUGACGCAACUGGCGCAGGUCUACGUGAGCCUACGCGACCACGCAGAGAAUCCUCUGAGGCCUGUCUGGGCGGUGAACCACGGGCCUACGACGUCGCUGUACUAUCGCGAUCCCGAGUGGAACAAGAUCGAGAUGCAGGUCGACAACUUUGACACCAAUGAGGAGGCGAAUGCGUUUAUGAAUAGUGGCGAGUUCGCCGAGAAUCCGUUUGGCGUCGACUUCGACCCGGACGAGUGGUCGGCAAAGAUUUUGAGUAAGAUGCGCGAAGAUGGGAGCGAGGGGCUCAGCGUCGAGGAGUCGAAGGCACUCAAAACAAGACCGGCCAGCGGCCCAAGGGCACAUCCGCCAGCGGGAGUUUUCUAG